Molecule: messenger RNA, 4564 nt
Organism: Xenopus laevis (African clawed frog)
Lineage: Eukaryota; Metazoa; Chordata; Amphibia; Anura; Pipidae
Product: up-regulator of cell proliferation
Exons: 1
Coding region: 1-4557 (1518 amino acids)
Source: RefSeq, a predicted model, not a curated record
AUGUUUUGUGUUGCAGAUAAAAAUACAGUGUUUAAAGAAAUAUUGAGAAUGGACAAGAACAAAAGUUCCACACUGAGUCUAAAGGAUGUUCUAAGUCUUGGGCAGGAGAGUGAAGAGACAAUUCAGUGCCAGAAUGUUCAAGAUGUACCAUCUUUUCUAAAGAAGCUCAUGUCCUUUAGCACAAAUGCAAGGAUAACAACCCUACAUGACAAUAAUUGCUCAGACACAGAUUGUGAAGAUUUAGAUAUUUCUUUAGCUUCUCAAAAUUACACUAAACUGGAUUCAACCCAUGCUUUGGAUGUUCUCUGUGCUCUCCUGCAUUGUUCGGACCCUUGUCUACAGCAGGAAAUUCUACUGAAAAUGUCUUUGUGCCAAUAUGCUGUCCCUCUGCUGCUCCCUCCUGGUGAUGGCACAGACUGCACCUUCAUGCUGUGGGCAAUGAGAGACAUUGUGAAGAGGUGGAGACCUCAAUCAUCACAGGACAAUAAAGGGUUUAAGGAGGAUAAAGUGGUGAACAUAUCAAUGCCAGUUUUCUCUUUUGUAAGACUAGGGAAAUGCAGAACUUCAAAGUCUCGCAUUCUCAAUCUUAUUCUCAGCCCGGCUCAACAGGUGCAAGACUUUUUCCUGCACAGAGAAAUGGAAACUGGGAAUGUUUCACGUAAAAUCUCAGAUGGAUUGGUGGAAAUAUGUUGGUAUUUUCCUGGCAGCAACUUAAAAUCAGACACGAUCAAACAACCCUUUGCAGUAACAAAUAUGAGAGGAGAUUUGGGGUCUGGUGAGAAGCAGUUCAGAUUUUUAAGCCACAUAUCAUCAGCAGUGUUCAUAUUCACAGAGAGUGUUGGGGAGAGAGAGUGUGAACUUUUUGCAAAAUCCAAUGACUUGGAUAAUACUUAUAUUAUUAUAGAUCCUUCUUCACAAACCUCUGGUGACAUAAUAAAGAAGUACAAGGAACUGCUACAAACAGAACUGAAAGUAGAUGGAAGGAAAAUUUGGGUAAGAAAAAGAUCAUCCAAUGAUGCCACACUGGUAAGAGCUUUAAAGAAUACGAUUGCAGAUCAUAUCAACAAAAACAGUGAUAACAUGAAUCUACAGCAAAUAUCACAAAGAUUUAAUAUUCAUGUUGAUGAAAAUUACAAAGAUCUUCAAGCAGCAAAGAAACGGGCCGAUGAGAUUGGCACCAAUAUAAAGGACAUUGUUGAAUAUAAGAAUGAAACAAUGAAACUGCAGGGGGAACUCUGGAAAGAACUGUCCAAAACAGAGAAAGAAAUGUGUAGAAUGAGAGACCAGGGCAGUGAGAAUGCAGAAGAUUACAUAGACAAACUAAGGCAACAAUGCUCUUCACUCCGCAAGAGGCAAAAUGCUCAUCCUUUCCCUGAAGCCAUGGAACAGUUCAGAAAAGCAGUCACUGAGUUAACUCAGGUUGAAAGACAGUGUUUUUUGAAGUUUACAAAAUUCAGUCUUGACUCAGUUGCUAGAGAAAAUCUCUGUAAACUGCAGGCGGAGUACAAGGAGACAUUUGACAACUAUGGAGCUGAUGUGGAGAAAUUAAAGCAAAUAGAUCAGAGAAUAUCAGACAGCUCCUUAGGCAUUGAACACUUUUUGAGAGAACUGGGACAGUUUUAUGAAGCUAAAUAUGUUGUGGAGAAUGGCAGUAACAUGGAAGAAAAAUUUAGCAAACUCCCAGGAAUCGCUGCUGAUCUUCUGCUGGAUGGUUUCCCAUUGGAGCUGAUAGAUGGAGAUGCCUCCAACAUCCCCCUGCAGUGGGUUUCUGAUGUUCUGAGUGAGCUGGACACCAAGACAGGAGGGAAAUGCAGAAUGAGAGUAAUCACAGUGCUGGGAGUGCAGAGCACAGGGAAAUCCACCCUCCUGAACACCAUGUUUGGCUUGCAGUUCCCUGUGGCCAGUGGACGAUGCACUCGGGGAGCCUUCAUGACACUGAUUAACGUGCAAAUAAACUUCCAAAUGGAAUUAGGCUGUGAAUUUAUCCUAGUGAUUGACACAGAAGGUUUGAAGUCUCCUGAACUGGCUUCUCUGGAGGACAGCUAUGAACAUGACAAUGAGAUGGCAACUCUAGUUGUUGGGUUGAGUGAUAUCACAAUAAUCAACAUGGCCAUGGAGAAUACAGCAGAAAUGAAAGAUAUUCUGCAGUUAGUGAUACAUGCUUUCCUUCGGAUGAAACAAAUAGGCAAGAAGCACAACUGCCAGUUUGUCCACCAAAAUGUCAGUGAUGUUUCCGCUCAUGAGAAGAACCUGAGGGACAGACAGAAGCUCUUGCAGCAGUUGGAUAAAAUGACAGAAGUUGCAGCAAAAAUGGAGAAAAAAAGCCAUAUAAAGAUGUUUUCAGAUAUUAUUGAUUAUAACCUUGAAGAACAUACUUGGUAUAUCCCUGGCUUGUGGUAUGGUGUCCCACCCAUGGCUUCAGUUAAUGCUGGUUACAGUGAUGGUGUGAAUGAACUGAAGAAAUAUUUGAUUUCAUAUAUAAAAAAGAUGAAUGUGAAGGCUCAGACUAUCCCAGAAUUUACAGAGUGGAUAAAAAGCCUGUGGAAUGCUGUGAAACAUGAGAAAUUUAUCUUUAGCUUCAGGAAUAGCUUAGUUUCCGAAGCCUAUAACCAACUGUGUGUGCAUUAUACAGGCUGGGAAUGGAGCUUCCAGAAGGCAACUUAUACCUGGUUUAAUGAGACAGAAACUUUUAUCAGGAAUCUACCAGCAGACAAACUGGAUUCAGAAAGGAGAAACAUUAUUAUGCAAGAAAUGAAACAGAUAUUGGGAAUAGAAGAGAGAACCAUGUCACAGUCGCUAGAGGAAUAUUUUAUCAGUGGUUGUGACAAUGUUCAUCUCUUGGAACCAUUUAGAUCUGAUUUCUUCCGCAGUGUGAAAUAUCUCAGGAAGACACAGGAAUCAUCUUUAGCUAAAAAGUGUGAAGAUGCAAUACGCCUACAAAAGGACAGGUGCAAAGUCCAACAAAUACAGGGAAAAUUCCUCCAGGUUAUAGAACACCAUGUAAAAGCGAUUAUUGAGAAAAGAAGGAAUAAUUGGUAUGAAUUGGAUGAUAAUAUGUUGAAGAUGGCAUUUGAAAACAUUUGGGAGAAUACACUACAGGACUUGCAUAUGCAAACAGUAAGGAAGAAGAACAUAAGCCAAGAAAUUCUACAUUAUCUGCAAAGUGUAUAUGGCUCAGCCAAAACAAUAAGCUUAUAUUCUGAUGACCACUGUUUGAAAGCUGAUUAUAAUGACCCUAUAAUAAACAAAUGCCACAAUUAUAUUACAGAAAUAAUGAACACUAAAGAGAACUAUGAUGUGACAUACUGCCAUGAUCUCCUCAAAAUGAUAAUGGUAGAACAUAACGAGAAAUCUGUACAUACUGAUUGUUUACCUCCAUUGGACCUGGUGGUUUUUAUUUUUAAAGAAGCUGCCAAAAAAUUCCAGAUCCUGCACAAUCAGUAUAUUGAAUAUAAUGACCCUACUUGUUCCCUAGAAAACCUCAAACACCAUUACUUUUCCUUGUUUGAGAGCGUGUACAAACAAAUGGAUGAGUGUGAGAAAAGAGCUAAAUAUUUCUGUGAGGUUUGCCUGAAGCCGGCCAUCGUCCAACACAUUCAGAACAAUAUAGGGAAGGAGCUGUUGGAUUAUUUUCUACAAAAAGCAGAAUUCAGGAGUCGAAAAUCUUUUCACUUCUGUGUCCUUGUCCAGCUUCUGAAAGAGAACUCUUUUGAGAAAUACAACGAAUACAUUAAUAACUAUGAGAGUUUCACCCGACAAUUAAUUUUAGAUUGCGUAAAGCAGCAAUACCAGAAGUUGAAGAACAGCAGUGAUUUUUAUAUUAGAGUCCUUGAUUCCAUUAUGCAGAAAGUCAAACAUGCUUGUUCUAAAUCAGCAGGGCAAGCGUGGACUAUUUCAGUUUUUUUAGAAGCUUUUUGCAGACAGUUGAAUAAAGAACUGGUCAUCUCACAAAAUAAUUUGAAAUUGAUCGUUUUUGAAAACGAAGUUAAUGUUUCUGACUUUUUAAAUUAUGUUGAGAUCUUUUUAGGAGAUACUGGAAAUCAAGUUAAAGCAGAAAUGAGAGAAUGUGAUGUUGAGUCCUUGCUCUCCAACAUUACUCUGAAGCCUCAGGAUGAAUUGUAUAAGAAGGUCAUUGGAUGUGGGAAGCAGUGUCCUUUCUGCAAAGUGCCGUGUGAGGCUGGAACUGAUGACCAUCCAGAGCACUUUGCUUCUAUCCACCGGCCAAUGGGUCUUGCACAGUCAAGAAAAGAUGGUUCAAACGUUCUAGAUCAUUCUAUCUGUUCCACCGCCAUUGUCGGUAAUAGAAGUUUCAGUUCUGAAGACACAAGAUGGAACCCUCAUCCUUAUAAAGAUUACCGUAACUAUUACCCAAACUGGAAUAUCCACCCUGAGGAUGGCAAUAAAGGAACAGAUUACUGGAAAUUUGUCUUGAAACAGUAUAACAAUAAGUUUGCACGUGUGCAUGGGACACAACCAGCUGUACUCCCAGAAGACUGGCAGAGCAUAUCUCAAGAGCAAGCUCUACAAAGUAUAAAGAAGUCUUUUAAUAUCAAAUAACUUAAUU